Molecule: messenger RNA, 3043 nt
Organism: Aplysia californica (California sea hare)
Lineage: Eukaryota; Metazoa; Mollusca; Gastropoda; Aplysiida; Aplysiidae
Product: XK-related protein 6
Exons: 3
Coding region: 230-2086 (618 amino acids)
Biological process (GO): engulfment of apoptotic cell; phosphatidylserine exposure on apoptotic cell surface; apoptotic process involved in development
Cellular component (GO): plasma membrane
Source: RefSeq, a predicted model, not a curated record
AUUUUCAUGAUCUAUUUUGAAUAGGCAAAAAGAGCAUGUUCAAUUUUUUCUCUUCAUUUCUGUCAUUGCUCCGUUGGUUAUCUGGCAAUAAAGGUUUAGGGUCAAUGGCGACGGCCAGCUGAAUGUUUGUUAUGGUUGACUUUGUUCGUACUUACACGUCAAUCAGAACAGCCCUGUUUGCUCCUGUCUUUCCCCUCAACAUCCCUAAUGUAGGUUUCUGAAACGUAAAAUGGCAUCGAAUGGUGGGGUAGGAUCUGUCUUAUGGCGCAAAGCACGUACAAAGACUGUGCUCACGAAACGCUAUGCGUUUCACAGGAAGAUGGAUUCCGCCGAUGACCAAGAAGCUUGCACGCAAAAUGACUUUACUUCCUGUUUUAUAGAUGAAUCAGAAAGUGAUGGGGAAGACCUUGCUGAUGAAGAAGGGAAGUUACUUGAAGAGCCCUCGGUUGUUUUCCCAGAUGAUCACCCACGAAAUGGUAGGUCUUGCGGUAGGUUGGCUGGAUGUCAAGAUGACAAUGAUGAUGCCGAUGCGAGUGAACCUCUCACAGGUGUCAGCAAAAUUAGUGGAAAGAAAUUUGAUUUUGGUUCCCAUGGAGUUUCUCCUCCUUCUCCCAAAGAUGGAAUUGACUUUGUGGACAUGGGUGUGGCACGAGAUGAAGACUUUUCUGUGCAUGAUUAUACAGAUCAAGGACUUGGUCGAGGGGAUCCUCAACAUCAUAGCAUUUUGAAAGAAGGAAAUUUAAAAUCUCGACCGAAGAAGUCUUCAAGUAGAUCUAGAAAACGUCCAAGAAAGACUUUUCAGCCGUCAGUAACAUUUGGCUGUCUUGAUAUGUUCAUUGGCAUUUUUGCCAUUGUUAUAUUUUUUAUUGAUAUAGGAACUGAUAUCGAACUUGCCAUUCAUUAUUUUAAUCAGAAAAUGUGGGACUAUGGUGGUGUUACUACUGGGUUGAUUCUUUUCCCUUCCUUUGUUACAUGCUUUCUAGGACUCCACUGGUAUAUUAUUGAUUACAGGAAAGAAAAAGAAGUGGUUGAUAGGCUCACGAAAGCUAAAAAGAAAGCAUAUAUCACACCGACACGGGUAUGGUUUCUCAGGAUAUUCUUCACAGCGCUUCAGAUGGGACCGGUAGUCAGAAUAGUGGAAUAUUUGUACUGUGGUCACAUGAGUCAGAGCAAGAAACUGACAGAGAGGGAGCGGAGGAGGUACUACCGCUUUAUGCUGUAUGAGGAUGUAGACAGUUGCUUGCUGAGACUGUUUGAGAGCUUCCUGGAAGCUGCCCCUCAGCUGACCUGGCAGCUGUACAUUGUGAUGGUCCUUAAGCCUAAAGAGGAUGUGGUUGGCACAUCGAUGCGAGCAGCUGCUCUACUGUCCUCCUGGGCCAGCCUGGCUGUGUCUCUAGUUUCCUAUCACAAGUCUCUGAGGAACUCGCAUGAGGAAAAAGCAAAGAUGUCCAUAGCCAGCCUACCUUUCUAUUUUGUGUGGAGAGCCAGUGAAAUCGGAGGCAGGGUGCUGUGUAUUGCUAUGUUUGGAUCAGCUUUCAGGUUCUGGGUAUUUGGACCAUUAGUGUUUCACUGGGUAUUUAUUUCUGGCUGGCUCAUGAUGCAGAAGACGACUUUCUACAAGAACAGCUGCUUAGAAAGAGCCUUUAAUAUCAUCUGUGGAUAUGUGAUGAUAUUCUGUUUUUUAAAUCUGAGGGAAGGGCGCACACGCUUUAGGUUCCUUCUUUUCUAUGUUAUAGUUUAUAUUGAAAACUUCUUCAUGUUAACCUUCUGGUUCCGCUUCUCACCCGAUUUGGGAGCAUGGUUUCAUUUGGGUGGGUUUAUAGUUGUUCUUAUCCUGUUUGUACUGCACAUAACAGCUCAACUUCUCUAUUACGCCUUCUUCCACCCCACCAAAAACAUACAGCUGUGUGUGCCAUGUGACCCAUACAUCAUUUACAGCUCAAUAUGUUACGAUGUCCACCCAGGUAUUGAUGAUGUGGUUGGACAGCCCAGUGAAAGAUACACAGUGAGUGAAGUGGUGGACGGCAGAGAUCAGCGACUGGUGGAUGAUAAUUCUUCUCAUAAUAUGCAGCACACCAGCCUGUAGAGAAUAGAGAAUAAGUUGGGAGUUGCAGCAGCAGUGUUGUAGGGAGCGUCGUUUAGUUGUCUCUGUGUUGAAACAAGUUUUGUUUAUCAAUAUCGAGUAAGCUUAUGGCUCAAAGAAUGAGCCAGGUCUAUUUGAAGAGUCUCGAUUUGACUCAAUGCAACAAAGGCUGGAAAUAUUGAAUGAAAAUGCUGAAUGUCCAGUUGGGGAUGGGAGGGGGAUGGUUAGCUGAAGCUGAAUUCAUUGGUCAGUUGUGGAAGCUGCUGUGAAGUCAGGGGGGUCUGGGGUCAAGGAAUGCAAGACUGUAAACUGUCACCUUGACUGCAACAUAGACUGAUGGCUUUCGUUUGUCAUAUUGUAAAAGAAUGUAUUCGUUAAUACUCCAGUUUUUUAAACUUAUUUUAUAUAAAAUAUACUUGUUUGUGUCUCACACAAACCAAUGUGAUCCUCAAUGAACUUUACAGAACCAGAAAUUACCUCAAUGGAAGUUAGGGAAUCAACUGGGGAAGGAAGUGUGAACUAUUUCUAUCAGUCUGUUUUGUUUAAGGCAAUGUAAAAAUGAUUGGCCUUGUAGAAAUGUUUUCUUGUAAUAAGUAUUUUUCUCACAUAAAUUAAAAGAUAGCUUGUACAUUUGAAAAGCGGGUGGGUGACAGGCUCUCUGGGGUGGUUGGUUCUUCCUUUCAUCAAAUAUCUGUUGUUAUUAUCUCUCCUUUUUUUUCUUUUUGUGUAACUCUCUAGUAACACCUGUAAUCUUUGGCACUUGUGUGACCAAAUUUUGUCACCAGUGCUGGAAAACUCUUACUAGAACUAAAAAGGACAUAAAAAGUUGAAGGACUCUUAAAGGAGUUGCAUAAUGUUACCAAUGUUGCAUUACUGCUUUUUUCUGUGCUGCUGUUGUAAACUCCUGAAACUCUUCCUGCUCAAGUCAUGUUCAUCUUUGAACAUUUUAUGUAUGUCUUU